ACCCUCCGGGGCUUAUGUUCACCCACUUCUGUGGUUGUCUCCUGUCUUGCACCCCACAAACUGGUGGAGAAUGCGGGCAUAUUGACGCGAGCCAGACACCCAGGAAGUAAUAAUCUUGUUUGUGAUUGUCUAUCCCACUUCCGGGUGACGAAAAGAUGGAGGAGAUCCUUCGUCGUUUGAGGGACCUGAAUAUCAGCCAACAGUCUUUCAAUGAACAGAUGGCAGUGCGACAGGAGAGGCUAGAGCAAGCUUUCACACACAUCGCUGAAACCGCCGUUGGGGGAACGCCUUCCGCGGACCACCGUGCCGCCGCCCAUCAUUAUCUAACCAAGCUCGGAGAAGCCGAUGACGUCGAAGCUUUCCUCCACACUUUUUAGGUAAUCGCAAUCUGGGAGGCCUGGGAUAAAGCCAAGUGGGUGAAAAUCUUAACGCCGUUUCUGACCGGAGAAGCCCAGUGGGCGUAUUUUUCUCUACCAUCCCCAUUGAAAGAGAUCUAUGACGUUCUGACAGAGGAAAUCCUUGCCCGUGUCGGCAUUUCUCCAACCACGCCGGCACAGCAGUUCUGGGAUUGGUCGUUCCAGAAGUAGGGACCCGUCCGCACUCAAGCAGCACAGCUCACACGGUUGGCACAAAUCUGGCUCCUCCAGGGGAACCCGUCGGCCUCGCAGGUUGCUGAGAGGGUGGUGAUCGACAGACUGUUGCGUGCGCUUCCUAGAUGGCUGAGAGGCCCAGUGUGUAUGAGGAACCCCGGAACAUACCGAGAGGCUGUAGAAGCGGUGGAAUUGGCCGAAGCGGCAAAUGCUCGGGACAUGGGAGAGAGAGCAGCGGACCCAGCCCGGAGGGUGAUACCAUCAUGGCGGCGCAUGGAGGUUACCUCGCGACCAGUAGAGAGACCAGCAACACACUCUCCUCAUGAUGAGCCCAUGCCGACAGAACCGGCAACCCCAGGGCCCUCAGGCAUGGCUAGCCGGAUGUGUGGGGCCAAUGGAACCGCCCCGGGAUGCACCAAAGAGGACGGUCCGUUUGGAUGGAAGAAGGGUCACAGCAGUGUUGGACUCUAGUUCAAAGUUCUUUGGUCCAGCCAAAGGGGAAGAUGGUUAUCCCCAUUACCUGUGUUCACGGGAUACUCGCAGCGUCCCAGCCCGACGGGUGACUAUAACAGCCGGAUCCUGGCCCUUGGAGGUCGGGAUAAUUCAGGACUUACCCGUUCCGGUUCUGCUUGGAAGAGACUGGCCAGGUUUCGAAAGGCUGUUGACUCAAGCAGUGCAACCAGUGAGCACGCAGAGACGAAGCCAACGCCGGCCAGUGAUAACCAAGGGGCCACCAAGACGUAUUGCGAUGUUAGCCACCGAGAGCGAGCGGGAGGGUGAGUCAGAGAAUCGUGUCAAUAACCUGUUCUCCGAUUUGUACCAUCAGGUAAACAUAGGAGGGUCGUUUGGAAGAGAACAAAGGGAAGACGACCGGUUAAGACACAGCUGGUCCCAAGUCCGGAUGGUGGACGGAGAAGUCCGCCAGAACCCACCUCACCCACUUCCAUACUUCACGGUACAAAGCGGUCUGCUCUACUGUGUCGCACAAAGGAGGGGGGAGGAAAAACAGCUCCUGGUAGUCCCAAAAUCCAAGGUGAACCCCAUACUGGAAUUGGCCCAUACCCACCCCUUUAGCGGGACACUUAGGAUCGGUCAAUACCGCUCAGCGCAUCAGGGACCGAUUUCAUUGGCCAGGCUUAGACGGAGAUAUGAAGCGGUUUUGCCAAAGUUGCCCCACCUGUCGGGUAACUUUGCAAGUAAACCUCCCCCAGUCCGCUUAUUCCUUUGCCCAUAAUCGAGGUACCCUUCAACAGGAUUGGGAUGGAUCUGGUAGGCCCGUUGUCCAAAUCAGACCGGGGGCACAAACACAUCCUCGUUAUCGUGGACUACGCCACCCGGUAUCCAGAGGCGGUGCCCUUACGGAAGGCGACUGCGAAAGCCAUUGCCAAGGAGCUCAUAUUAUUCUUCAGCCGGGUGGAAAUCCCACGAGAGACCCUGACGGACCAGAGAACCCCGUUUAUGUCCCGGUUGAUGGCGGAUCUCUGCUGCCUCCUGAAGGUAAAACAACUUCGGACGUCCAUAUAUCAUCCUCAAACAGAUGGGCUAGUAGAGCGUUUUAAUCAAACGUUGAAGAGGAUGCUCCGACGGGUGUCAGCAGAGGAUGGGCGCCAUUGGGAUCUGAUGCUACCCUAUGUGCUCUUUGGCAUUCGCGAGGUGCCUCAGGCCUCCACGGGUGCUGGAUGUUGCCCGCGAGGCCUGGGAACAACAACCAGCACCCAGCACCCUAUCGCAGUGUCAUAGAGCAAGUACAGCAGAAGAGGAACCCUAUCGACCGAGUAAUGCCCCUAGUAAGGGAGCAUCUGGCCGAAGCCCAGCGCGCCCAAAGCCGCCUAUUUGACCGCUCUGCACAGCCCAGAGUGUUCACACCAGGAGUAUUGGUACAGCAUCCAAGUUUCUAGCCGUAUGGAAGGGGCCGUAGCCUGUGCUGGAGAGAACGGGGCCGUUCAACUACCGCAUCUGUCAGCAGGAACGACGAAAGGAAGACUAAAUUUACCAUGUCAACCUAUGAAGUGGGUAGCAACCCUAAUGCAGAAGCCCGCCUUCGCGGAAAAGGAGGCACCAGUUGUACAGAUGGGGGAGCAGUUUUCCCCCAUACAGAAGUCGGAUCUCACAGCCCUGGUCCGUCAGUUCGAGGAUGUGUUCUGCGAAAGACCAGGACGUACCAAGGUUACCCAACAUGAGAUCCGUACCCCCCCGGAGUUGUGGUCAUCGAGCCGUCCCGCAGCCCAUGGUCUAGCCCCAUCGUCAUGGUUCUAAAACCCGACUGCAGACUGCACCCGACUGUUUCUGCAAUGACUUCCGGAAGCUGAAUGAGGUCUCGACGUUUGACGGAUAUCCUAUGUCUAGGGUAGAUGAGCUUCUUGACCGCCUGGGAAAGGCCCGGUUUAUAUCUACUUUGGAUCUCACAAAAGGAUACUGGCAAGUGCCGCUGUCCCGGAAGGAUAGAGAGAAAACGGCCUUUAGCACACCCUCGGGGCAUUGGCAGUACCGCGUCCUUCUGUUCGGGCUUCAUGGAGCGCCGGCAACGUUCCAGAGGAUGAUGGACGUUGUCCUCCAACCUCAUCAGGAGUAUGCCGCAGCGUACAUUGAUGACGUGGUGAUUCAUUCCGGAAGUUGGGAGGACCAUCUUGACCGGUUACGGAGAGUGCUGCUCGAAUUGAUACGAGUGGGGCUGACUGCGAAUCCCAGAAAAUGUCAUCUGGGACUCGCAGAGGCACAAUACCUGGGGUUCCGGGUGGGACGGGGGGUAAUCCAGCCCCAAGCAAAGAAGGUUGAGGCCGUCCGGAAGGCCCGAGACCCACCAACAAGACCCAGGUACGUGCCUUCUUGGGACUAGCAGGAUACUACAGAUGAUUCAUCCUGAAUUUCUCCUCCUUAGCCAGCCCCUUGACCGAUCUGACCAAGAAGGGGCAACCGGAGAAGUUAAAGUGGAGUUCGGAGACGGAGAAGGCCUUUCAGACGUUAAAGGAGCACCUAACGUCUGCUCCGGUGCUACACGCCUCAGACUUCGGUUGCCCCUUCAUACUCCAGACUGACGCGUCGGACACCGGCCUGGUUGCGGUCCUCUCCCAGAUCAAAGAUGGAGAAGAACACCCGGCGGUCUUCAUCAGCCGAAAGCUCUCCCCAGCGGAGACCCGCUGCGCCACCGUGGAGAAAGAGGCCCUGGCCAUUAAAUGGGCAGUCCUGGAAUUCAGGUGCUAUCUUCUUGAGCGUAGUUUUUCUUUGGUCAACGAUCAUGCUCCACUGCAGUGGAUGUCCAAGGCCAAGGAAACCAACGCCCGGGUGACCAGAUGGUUCCUGGCGCUCCAGGACAUUUUAAAGUGGAACAUCGGGCCGGGGUCUCCCACGGUAACGUGGAUGGUCUGUCGAGGAUGUGGUCAGGUUGGAGAGCUCGGUCAAGGUCACGACCCUCCCCCUGUUCCAACACCGACAUCCUACGAACACACACUCACUCAUUCACUCACGCACUCACACCCUACGGACAAUUUUUCCAGAGAUGCCAAUCAACCUACCAUGCAUGUCUUUGGACCAGGGGAGGAAACCGGAGUACCCGGAGGAAACCCCCGAGGCACGGGGAGAACAUGCAAACUCCACACACACAAGUCGGAGGUGUGAGGCGAACGUGCUAACCACUAAGCCACCGUGCCCCCCUGAAACGUGUCAUAAUUAUUUUAAAUCCCUUACCAUACAUUACCUUACAGCACAGGUAUGUCCACACGUUUGUCCAGAGGUGCCGGUGCACAUGGAGGAGGGCCAGACAGACCCUCCUCCAAGUGGGUGCGCGGACCAAGGCUCAGGCCGAUCGCCACCAGUUGAAACCUCCCGUCUAUGUCGGUGGUUAAACGCUUCGCAGCAGCGCGCCACACACACGUGGGAGACCAAAACAUGGGUAUGGGAAUACUUAAAAUUUAGUCCCAAACGAAAAGGUGUCGUUAUGGUAUACCACGCCACCACAACAACAAUGUUGGAGCAUCUGAAACGGAGGCACCCCAUUGUCACUCGUGAAGGAGACAAUAACAAGUAAGUAAUAAAGUUGGCUAAAUUAAUUACAUGUUCGUGUAGUGUAGCUUGAGCUCUGCGCACUACGGUGGUGCUAGCUAAGUAUCUUAGCUCUCCGUGCAGUUUGUUCGUGCUAGGUAGCUACUGGCGCCUAGACAGCUGUGUUUAGCUAACGUUAGUUAUCAUCUAAUGUUGGCUUGAAUGGAAGCUAGCUAACGGCUGCAGAACACACUUAUCUAUAGUAGCUGAUGUCAGCUAACGUAACGUUAGCUACUAAUCUAGCAUGAACAAACUGCACAGAGAGCUAAGAUACGUUGGUUAAUUGGUUAGCCUAGCACCACCAAAGUCCACAGCUGCUAGAUAGCCACGUUAGUAUACAAAUAAACUAAUCAUAGCAUAGCACUACAAUGAGGUUAAGAGUAGAUUUAAAAUACCCCACAGUCAUAGCUGUUGUUCUAAUAUACAUUGCUUUCGUGUUUUCUAGGACAAAGCAAAGAACCUUGGCGUCCUAUCUUGGGAAAGAGAUGCAAUGGACGCAAAAUGAUGGACUAGAAGAAGACUUCACCUUUGACCCAUAAGUUUGUUCCAGACUGCGGGCUUGUCUUUCCAGAUACAGAUACUCAGCAUAAAGCUGGUUCUCUCUGAUCACUUCCAGCCAAGAUCAGGUGGAGCCUCAACAAACUGCAUCAGGACACUUUCUUUACUGAAAUAACAACUGAUUUUGACACCAGGCCCAGCAAAAGCCGGGUCCUGGAAUGCACCUAUAGAGGCUAUGGAUCGACAUCACUUUACCACGUGAGCACCCCGGAGUGUGCCCUUCUUUGUGGCAAAACACUUAGCAAAAAGACUGCUUACAAUAUCAGGUAACGCAAUUCCACGGAACAUUUAUGUGUCCAAGAAUGCCUGAUUCAUAUUUAAGUUGUAGGGAAGUCAUAAGGAUCACCGUCGAGUCCAGCUGCUUGUAAUUUCAGCAAAUAAUAGCGUGUUUUAGUCCCGUUUCUUUGUUUCUCCUCAGCCAAUUUGCUGGGUGUUUUGCCACCCAGGGGAGCGUGUGCCCAGGAGUGUCCCCACAUGUUCACUUGGGAAAGUGACGUCGAUACAUACCCUCUAUAGAUAGGUUGAAGACCGCCUCCACAAAAGAAUUUCAACGACUACUUCUCAAUUCUCGCCCACUGGAUCGCACAUGACAGUACUGAAGUAACACAAGUUGCGCGGGACCAGUUAGAGCGAGCAAGCAAUAAAAAUGCUGUUAAAGAUCGCAAAAUAUUGUGCAGUCAGUGCCUGGUUGUGGAAGAACACAGUCACUGCAUAACCUUCCUUUGGAUUCCGACAGUAAUGCGUGGUUAAAGUUUGUUUUUAAAGAGGUUCCAGCUCACGUGGGUAAAACAUUGUGCGUUUUUUUUAAUCACUUCACCAUGGACUCUUUUGUGAAAAAGGCCCAGGUCGACGCUGGAUUUGCAGUGAGACUAAAAUUAAAAAGCAGAGCUGUGCCAUCAAUAUUGGAUACCAUAGGAAUGUCGCAGCAAUCUUAUGUGAGUAAAACAGACUUGUACUAUGCGUCACUAUUGCUUUGUUAGUGAUCGCUUGAUAUGCCCUGAUAACCCUAUUAGCAAGGGAUUGGUAUUAUCUGGGGACCUCUACUAAUUUCAAAAAAUUGCAGAGGUUGCAGGUCUGUAAUCUGUAAAGUAAAAGUUCCCCCACAAAUCACUUACCAUAUUUUGAUGAACAUCGAGGUCCUGUUAUAAUAUAUGUCCUGUGCAAAUCGGCAUCACUGUGAUUUGGCUGGCUCAUAUAUCAUUUUUCAAGGUUUUAUCCACCGUUUGCCAAUAAUGGAGGCUGUUUUGAAGUGUUUUGAUGUUAUUUUGGGUGCUGGGUCAUAUCCAUACCUGCCAACACUGUCAUUUUGGCCCGGAGUCUCCCGUUUGUUUAUUUAUCAAGGAAACUCUUGUAACAUUUGAGAACUGUGAUUGCAGUGAUCCACUGUCCGGUUCACAAUUCUAACACAAUUCUAUGGGUCUCAAUUGCUAACAAGUAUGGUCAUAUAUCAUAACACCAUACAACUAUAGGCUAUACAAACUAUACGCAAAGCCUUGCCAUCACACCCGGGAAAAAGUCAUUAAAUUUGAGUAAAAUCGAAGGCUUCAUUUAUCCCAUGCGAACGCGCCAGGUGAAAUACAGAUGGGGGAGGUAAUUUCUAAAUCACACGAGGUCCCCAGAUAAUGCUAAUCCUUUGCAAAUAGGGUGUAACCUAACGUAACGUGUCUAACCUAAUUCACAGAAGGCUCGAACUAAGUUAACCAUGCAAACUGUUAUACAAUCAUUGCAGUGUGCAAUGCAGUGUGCAAAGUCUUCAAUGCCCAUUUAAACCUAGCGUUUUUCGAGCCGGCCUCAAAACCCGGGUAGAAAAUAGCCUAGUACUUAUUGGUUUUGAUGUUUUUGAAUGUAAAAACAACACGAACAUCAUAAGUAGACCUCAUACAACAGUAUAAAACAAUAAAGAAGCCCA
Messenger RNA from Triplophysa dalaica, 7095 nucleotides. RefSeq lists its product as uncharacterized. NCBI's taxonomy places the organism in Eukaryota, Metazoa, Chordata, Actinopteri, Cypriniformes, Nemacheilidae. The transcript is spliced from 2 exons. The coding region runs from base 913 to 1824 and encodes 303 amino acids. The record is from RefSeq and is a predicted model, not a curated record.